Molecule: messenger RNA, 909 nt
Organism: Colletotrichum truncatum
Lineage: Eukaryota; Fungi; Ascomycota; Sordariomycetes; Glomerellales; Glomerellaceae
Source: RefSeq, a predicted model, not a curated record
AUGCGGCUCUUCUCCUCUCUAUUAGCUUUGAUCCACAUUUCACCCCUCGUCGUACUGGCGCAGGGCGAUGUCGCGGACGAGAAGAGAAGGCUCCCGGCCGACCUCCAAGUUGACCUCCUCUUCCCGCGCGAUAACGAGACGUAUGCGCCUACGCAGUGGUUCCCCAUCGUACUCGGCGUUCAAAACAUUGAUGCUCUCAUGCCCCUCGACAUCGUCAUUGACCUAUCCGUCGUGAGCCUCGAGUCCUGGCAGAAGAGCAGCUCAGGAAGUCGCGCCGAAUGGCAGCAUGUCGACCUCCGGCUCAAUAGCCUCACCUUGCCUGAUGCACUCGGUCCAACGCCGGGCAAGCUUUUGUUGCACUAUCCGGCAGUCAAUAUGACUAACGGCACGACGGAUCAAUUUGCAGUCCGCUGGGGCUUCAGUUUCGCCAAUCGCUGCUUCGCCAACAACUCGGACCCGUCACUCGACGAUGGUGGCGAAGGCUGGAGUAGCGGGUACAACGGCUCCUCAACGCGUAAUAUUGUCUUCAGAACCGCGCCCGGAGGCCAGACUCCAGACAUCGCCGCCGCAGUGGACGCGUGCCCCGAGGGUAGGGAGAACACGACGUCGGUAAUACGCGUCACCGACGUGCGCAAGACCCGAGGCACAGGCUACCAGUGUCCAGUGUUUGAGACAGACGUUCAACCGACCCGCUGUGCGUACCGGGAUCUGGCGCAGGAACUCGCAGCUAACGUGUCCACGGCGAUAUUGGAUAAGAUGGGUUGCGAAAACGGCACAUGGCAGACCAUCACCGCGCCGUGUGCACCCAAGAAGAGCGGGUCAAACUCGUUGAACGGCGUGCAUAAGGGGAUGGGUUCUUGGUCGCUGGCCUUGGGCGUGGCACUUGUCAUGUAUCAUCAUGUACUCUAA